AUGCACAAACACGAAUUUCAGAGAGAAGUUGAAGUCAACCUCGCGUUGGGAAGUCACAGCAAUAUCGUCCAAUUUAUCAAGUCAUUCUCGAUUAAAAAUGCCGAAAACGAGCCGCGGCAUAUUAUCGUGAUGCCGUUCUUUGCUCGGUGUGCUGCCGACUUGCUGAUGCAACAUUCUCCGGUUGAACCUCGCGCCUUGGUCACCAUUGCGCGCGACUGCGUCAGUGCGCUUUGUCAUAUUCAUUCUAAGAAGUAUUGCUUUGCUGAUUUAAAACCCGCCAAUAUUAUGCUUCAUUGUGGGGAACGAGGCGGCGCCACGCUUGUUGAUUUCGGGGGUGCGGUGAGACUCGGUGAUUCCAUUGUCGAGAUCACCGAAGAAUUCUGCUUAGAUGUUGCUAUAUUGCAAGGCUCCGAGCUCCUUGACUGGACAUGUUUGGGCACAACGUUGGCUCAACUAGCGGGUAUUGACAUUAGCAUGUACCACUCGAGACUGCAGCUUAUCACGUUCUUAAAUGAUGGGAACCACUCACCUUGA
This is a messenger RNA of Phytophthora infestans T30-4, 534 nucleotides long. RefSeq lists its product as uncharacterized. Gene Ontology annotation, molecular function: ATP binding; protein serine/threonine kinase activity. The transcript is spliced from 2 exons. Gene Ontology annotation, biological process: peptidyl-serine phosphorylation; peptidyl-threonine phosphorylation. The record is from RefSeq and is a predicted model, not a curated record. The coding region runs from base 1 to 534 and encodes 177 amino acids. NCBI's taxonomy places the organism in Eukaryota, Oomycota, Peronosporomycetes, Peronosporales, Peronosporaceae.